AUGGCCUGGUUGAUCGCCUACCCGGCAGUGGCCAUGCUGGCCAUGUUGAUCGUGCUCGUCAUCAUGAUGAUCCUGCGAUUCGGCCCGCAGCUCUGCCGGCUGCGCCACCAUGCACUGCCGGACGAUCAAGAUUUGCGCGAUCAAGCGUACGAUCAGAAGGUUAGCUACGCCUGACACACCCGGACGACACCGCCGGUCGCCAUGAGUGACACACCAAAAUGGCAGUCCCGUUCCGUGAAGUUGCGCGGAUAGGAGCAGCGGACAGCACAUAUUUUAUUUGCCUUUUUUAUAUUGCUACUAACAUUUCGGUCGCAAAAUGUUUCAUUUAAGAUUCCUCUUUUUAUAUCGAUUUAUCGAUCGAUUUUUACGAAAGAGGAGAGAAAGGAUGCGCUCUUUUCUUUUGCGAGGAGAAAUUUCAUCCGUUUCUCUGUUCCAUAUUUAGCAUUAGGCCGUACUAACAUAGUGUCUUUUAGCCUCACAAAUGUCAACUAAGCAUAUCAUAAGACUCGAAUCAGACGAAACACAUUCCGUCCAAAGGAAGCAUUCUGUCCAUAGUUUUAUAGUUGCAUUUGUACGCCAUCUUUGAAUGAUCGUUAUCGAAACAAUAAUUCUCGUAAUGUAAUGUAAAUGUUUAAACAAGCCUCAUUCUACCCUCCGUACUAUUUCAUCAAUAUAAAUGUUUAAAAGCAAGAGCAAUUUAGUAUUUAACAAAAAUAAAAUAUUGUCAACAUCAACAUUCUUCAUACAUGAACGGUAAAACAGCAAUUAUCAAAAGCACAAAACAGAGUACAUUUUUACUAGUUUCCUUUUUUGCCAUUAGUGUGAAACAAAAUUAUCGAUUUAAAUAAAUAAAAAAAGCAUUGUACAAGCAAUACAAAACGUAGAAAACAAUA
Messenger RNA from Anopheles moucheti, 893 nucleotides. RefSeq lists its product as uncharacterized. The transcript has a single exon. The record is from RefSeq and is a predicted model, not a curated record. NCBI's taxonomy places the organism in Eukaryota, Metazoa, Arthropoda, Insecta, Diptera, Culicidae. Bases 1 to 174 code for a protein of 57 amino acids.